GUCCAGCUCAGUUCCUCUUUCUGACUGUAACUGCAUCAAGUGCCAAGUAACGGGAUUCACUGGAAAAAGAUCUCAUCCUUAGAUUCCCAAAGAGACCAACUGCUUCCAUUUGAGAUUCUUCCCAUUAUCACCAGGUUGUCCACCUUAUCCGCGAAUUUGAACUUUUCUAAGCAAGCAAACACUUUUUGCACAAUGGAGCAGCAAUUUGAUUACUCAGGAGGUAAUGCAUCAAUCCAUCUUAUUUGGGAGACAUACCACUCGAUGAUUAAUAUUGCUGAAAUUUCUGGGAGUGGUUCUGAAGUGACCAACAUUCCUUCCAAUACUACUAAAAUUGCUCUAAAUAUUUCUGAAAUGCCAGAAACUUUUUCUUCACCUAAUGCUCAGAUCUUUGAUAAUUUAACACGAAAUCUUAUCAGUGGGUUCAUUGCCCUUAUUUGCAUUUUAGGCCUGGUGGGAAAUGGAAAGACCAUUUAUCUCCUGGCCUUUCCCAUUAAGAGGAAUUCUUUCACCACUUAUAUCCUGAAUCUCUCCAUUGCUGACUUUGGGGUCCUCGCAUCCCUCAUUAUGGCAGCUAUAUUUUCGACAGCCUUAAUUCUGAGUCAAAGAACACACGUUGAUACCAUUUUCUUCCUACUUUUUGAGUUGUUUUUCUUCACCUAUUCUGCUAGCCAGUUUCUGCUGACGGCCAUCAGCCUGGACAGGUGUGUGGCUGUCCUCUUCCCUCUCUGGCAUCGCUGCCAUCGUCCUCCAUAUCUGUCCACCCUGGUUUGUGGCCUCAUCUGGAUCCUCUCCUUCCUGCUCUCUGCAGUGCACUUCCUUCUCCACCAGACCAAGGCUUUUGGAAGUUCACCUUUGUUAUACCAGUUGAUUGUGAAUGGUUUACUUUGUACACCUCUCAUGGUUGUGUCAACUGUGACUCUCUGGAUUCACAUGAGGUCUAAAUCGCAACGCAGUCAAAGAAAGUUGCUCACCACCAUUUUUCUAGCUCUUCUUUUCUUCCUCCUCUUUUCUCUCCCAAUGAAUGUCUUUUAUGUCAUUGAAUAUUUUGAUACCUAUAAUGUCCUCCUCAUGACCAUUGGGAUAGGAUGCGCCUCUCUCAACAGCAGCAUCAACCCCCUCCUUUAUUUUUUCAUUGGGAGGAAGCAGAGAGGAAAGGAUCAGCCCAGAGCAUCAUACAAGGUUGCUCUGCAAAGAGUCUUCAAGGAUGAGAAGGGCAGCCCAGAAAAGCAGAAAACCAUGAAGGAAGACCAGUUGUGAAGGGUCAUAAAUACUGCAUAUAAAAUAUUUGAUGCUACAGGAUUAUUAGGAACAUAAAAUAUGAUUUCCUUAAGAAUAUACAGAAUGGAUACAAUUUACUGAGCAAAGUGCUUAAAAAAAAAGAUAUGGAAGCAGGAAGUAUUGCUAUGUCUGUAUUUUUCAAUUGAAGCAUUUGGUUACCGGAAAUGUUUUAAUUGAUAUAGCUCCUUUUUAUUUCAUUAUAAUUACUGUUGGGAAUAAGUCUUACUGAAGGAAUUUUUAAAAAUGUGUAAUUUAGCUUACGCAUCUUUCUUUGUGACAUGCACAUUUAUAUAAAUAUAAUGGAGAUGAAAGAUAAGGAAAAAAUCUGCCAGAGAGGUUACGGUUUCUUAAAAUGAAAUGUGUCAUUUUUGAUCCUGAAAAAUUUCAGACACAAUAUAAUUCAAUUAUAUUUUAAAAUAAGAUUUCAUUAUGAAUAAUCAUUAUUUAGUGGCUUUCUUUCUUGACUAAAGAUAUAUCGCUUCUUUCAUUGUAAGACUCCCUUCCUGCCAAUCUUUUAUAGGCAUUUCAAGUCCUUAUUUGUAGGUGGCAACAACCUCACCUGGCAAAGUUCUAGAAUAGAAGGACCUUAGUAGACCUUCCUUCUCAUUCGCAAAACUCAUCUGGGUUUGUAUUCUGUAAUUCUGUAUAUAUAGCUACUUUUGGAAUAGAGGGUUUUAUAAAGGUUUGAGUAUGGGUGUUUGUGUUUUUGUAUAGAUGAUAGAUAUA
Molecule: messenger RNA, 2004 nt
Organism: Crotalus tigris (Tiger rattlesnake)
Lineage: Eukaryota; Metazoa; Chordata; Lepidosauria; Squamata; Viperidae
Product: proto-oncogene Mas-like
Exons: 4
Coding region: 193-1257 (354 amino acids)
Biological process (GO): G protein-coupled receptor signaling pathway
Cellular component (GO): membrane
Molecular function (GO): G protein-coupled receptor activity
Source: RefSeq, a predicted model, not a curated record